Arabidopsis lyrata subsp. lyrata is the source of this 2450-nucleotide messenger RNA. RefSeq names its product LEAF RUST 10 DISEASE-RESISTANCE LOCUS RECEPTOR-LIKE PROTEIN KINASE-like 2.4. The transcript has 6 exons. Gene Ontology annotation, biological process: protein phosphorylation. Gene Ontology annotation, molecular function: ATP binding; protein kinase activity. Bases 230 to 2221 code for a protein of 663 amino acids. Lineage: Eukaryota; Viridiplantae; Streptophyta; Magnoliopsida; Brassicales; Brassicaceae. The record is from RefSeq and is a predicted model, not a curated record.
AACUGAAAAAUGAAAAGGGAAAGUUUUUUCAUAGGUUUCGUCAACUCUUAGUAGAGAGAGAGAGAGAAUGGAUCCAUGAUUCCGUGCGGUCACUUUAAUCAUUCAGUAAACUGCUAUGGGCGUUGCUGAUUGCUGAAUCAUCUUAACCAACCUUUCUCAAUACUUCUUAGAGCGAGUCUACAACUUUAGAAGAAACAAAGGGUAGUCAUAUAUCUUCUUCUUCGAGCCAAUGGUUGCAAGGUUCCCAUUGAUGUUCCUCCUUGUUUCCCAUUUAUUCGUCUUAGGAGUAAUGUCAAGAAACUUUACUAUAGAGAACAAAUGCGCUUACACUGUCUGGCCAGGAUUCCUAACCAUGACUACUGCGGUUUCGCUACCCACCACCGGCUUCUCCCUUAAGAAAGGGGAGACGCGUGUCAUCAAUGUGCCAUCGUCAUGGUCAGGUCGUUUGUGGGGUAGAUCGCUUUGCUCAACCAGCUCAACAGGAAAUUUCUCAUGUGCCACAGGAGACUGCGGCUCUGGAAAAAUUGAGUGCUCUGGAGGCACAGCAGCGCUUCCAACAACGCUAAUCGAUUUUACCCUCGACGGUUCCAAAGGUCAAGACUUCUACGAUGUAAGCGUUGUGGAUGGUUACAACCUUCCGUUGGUUGUAGUCCCACAGGGUUCAGGGAGAGGCCGGACAUGCAGCAGCGUUGGUUGCGUGGUCAACCUGAACAAGACGUGUCCGUUGGAGCUUAAGGUGAUGGGAAGCUCUGACAAGGAACAUCCCAUCGCUUGCAUGAACGCUUGUGAAAAAUUCCGGUUGCCGGAGUUCUGCUGCUACGGUGAGUACGGCACACCUGAAAAAUGCCAACCGACGCUUUACUCGAAGAAUUUCAAGAACGAUUGUCCACUCGCUUAUAGCUAUGCUUAUGACAAUGAAAACAGCACCGUCAGAUGCUCAAACUCACCUAACUAUGUCAUAACCUUUUGCCCCAACGACAUAAGCUCAGCGUCUCAACCAUCCAAGGAAACUAAUGGAGGAACAAAACAAAAAUCAUCAUGGAAGUUAAAACUCAUACUUGGAGUCUCAGCAGCUUUAACCAUGAUGAUCAUAAUUGUGGUCUUAAUAAUUGUGAGAGCAAAGAAUGUGAGAAAUAGUGAUUGGAAUGAUCAGAACGUUGAAGCAGUUGCAAUGUUGAAACGAUAUAGUUAUACAAGAGUCAAGAAGAUGACAAACUCAUUUGUGCAUGUUCUCGGAAAAGGAGGAUUUGGAACUGUCUACAAAGGAAAUUUACCCGAUAGCGGUCGAGAUGUUGCAGUGAAGAUCUUGAAGGAGUCAGAGGGGGAUGGAGAAGAGUUCAUCAAUGAAGUAGCUAGCAUGAGUAGAACAUCUCAUGUAAAUAUUGUUUCUCUGCUUGGAUUCUGUUAUGAAAGGAACAAGAGAGCUAUAAUCUAUGAGUUUAUGCCGAAUGGAUCCCUCGACAAGUAUAUUUCUGCGAAUAUGUCAACGAAGAUGGAAUGGGAAAGAUUAUAUGACAUUGCGGUAGGUAUCUCUCGCGGCCUAGAGUAUUUACACAAUCGUUGUGUCACAAGGAUUGUGCAUUUCGACAUAAAGCCGCAGAACAUAUUGAUGGACGGAAAUCUUUGCCCUAAGAUUUCAGAUUUUGGUCUUGCUAAACUCUGCAAAAAUAAGGAGAGCAUCAUAUCAAUGCUACACAUGAGAGGAACCUUUGGAUACAUUGCUCCUGAAAUGUUUUCCAAGAAUUUUGGAGCAGUUUCGCAUAAGUCAGAUGUUUAUAGUUAUGGAAUGGUACUUCUUGAGAUGAUUGGAGCAAAGAAUAUAGAAAAGGUUGAAUAUUCUGGAUCCAACAAUAGUUCAAUGUACUUUCCAGAUUGGGUCUAUAAAGAUUUUGAGAGGGGACAAAUCACAAGGAUUUUUGGAGAUAGUAUAACUGAUGAAGAAGAGAAAAUUGCAAAGAAAUUGGUAUUGGUUGCUCUAUGGUGUAUUCAGACGAAUCCAUCUGACCGUCCAUCAAUGAUCAAAGUCAUUGAAAUGUUAGAGGGAAAUCUAGAGGCUCUCCAAGUUCCACCUAAUCCUCUCUUGUUUUCACCCGCGGAAACGGUUCCAGAAAUUCUUGAAGAUAGUGAUGAGACUUCAACCUUCUUUAAUCCAAGUUCCUUUGGAAGUGAUACUCUCUUAACUAGUGAAGAUGCUUUACAACAUGGGUCAAGGUCCUCCUAAACUAAAGUCAAAGAAUAGCUCAAGAUCUUGACAAGUUUUAAGAGAUCCACUCUCCGGUUGACUUUAUCGUGAGCUAACAAUUAAUGUGCAUAUUUGUUGUAGUAUCUUCUCGAUUAGUUUUUAAAAACUUCUGACUUAAUAGUGUUGAUUCUAUGCUUAUUAGAUGAUGUUUAUUGACGCAGACACUCACUAUUGUUGGUUAAUGAAGAAUAUUUUAUGUUCUUUUUCU